Messenger RNA from Myxozyma melibiosi, 1172 nucleotides. RefSeq lists its product as uncharacterized. The transcript is spliced from 3 exons. Lineage: Eukaryota; Fungi; Ascomycota; Lipomycetes; Lipomycetales; Lipomycetaceae. Gene Ontology annotation, cellular component: nucleus. Bases 89 to 1057 code for a protein of 322 amino acids. The record is from RefSeq and is a predicted model, not a curated record.
ACAGAUUUUAUAAACAAACACAAACUACCGGACUUUCUGACUCUGUGGUUGAGCCUGACCAGUCUUUGUGUUUUAAUCGGGUUUCUGCAUGGCGCCGUCGGAUCAGGACGUCGAGCGUGCGUUAGCAGCUAGGCUGCGCAGUGCGGAUUUCGAUAUAGACACGCUGAAAUCUAUUCGAAAAGAUGUUAUCAAGCAUCUUGAUCUUCCAGACGAUUUUUUCAAAGAUCAGAGAUGGAAGCAGAGGUCGGCUGAGAUAGUAGACAAAUUUGAAGGAAUUGAGAUAGUGCCACUGACUCCACAAAAGCAACUGUCUCCGAAGAAGAAUGAUAGCAAAGAGGUCACUCUAAGAAAGGUCUCUCCAGAAAAGGUCUCUCCAAAAAAGGUCUCUCCAAAAAAGGUCUCUCCAAAAAAAGAGGCAUCGCCAAAAUCAACACCAAACGGGAAGAAGCCAAAAGCAGAGGCGCGUCGAAAAAACGAGGAGGAGGAAGAGGAGUAUUCAGACGUUAUCGAUGACGAGCCUGCACCUGCGCGGAAACGAAAGACAGCAGACGAUUUGACACCAGCAUCACCGAGCAAAAAGCCAAAGAAAGAAAAGGGAUCUACGGCUAAGGCGAGUACCGAAUCUAAAAUGAAAUCAAGCACGAAAACGAAAGCGACGAAAACAAAACGAGGGUCUGCGGCAGCAGUAGUAUCAGACGAUCCUCUAGAACAGAAAAUCGCGACGCUGAAAUCCUGGAUCGUUAAAUGCGGAGUCCGGAAACAAUGGUCACGCGAACUACAACCGUACUCGACAAAGAAAGAGCAGAUCGCACACCUGCAAAAGAUACUCGCAGAUCUAGGUAUGACACCCCGGUACAGUCUCGAGAAGGCAAAACGAAUAAAGGAAGAGCGCGAGUUUCAAGCAGAGGUUGCGCAGCUGCGGGCUGAUGCUGGCGGCGCGUCGGGUAGUGAGGAGGAUGACGAUAGAGCAAAAUCAGGACCUGCUACGCGGGGACGGAAAGUGGUUGCUGGAAACUUCAGUGUGGACUUUCUGGGAGAUCAGAGCGAGAGCGACUAGACUCAAGCUUCAGCUCAGAUCACAGCUGUACUUUUACUAAUGAUUUUUAUUUGCAUAUACAUGCGUAUUCGCCUCCAAUGUACAACAUUAUCUCACUCAAGAACCUCUGAAUACU